Amphiprion ocellaris (clown anemonefish) is the source of this 2876-nucleotide messenger RNA. Its product is annotated as tubulin polymerization-promoting protein. Gene Ontology annotation, molecular function: tubulin binding. The transcript is spliced from 5 exons. The coding region runs from base 241 to 957 and encodes 238 amino acids. Gene Ontology annotation, biological process: positive regulation of protein polymerization; microtubule bundle formation; microtubule polymerization. Gene Ontology annotation, cellular component: microtubule. The record is from RefSeq and is a predicted model, not a curated record. NCBI's taxonomy places the organism in Eukaryota, Metazoa, Chordata, Actinopteri, Pomacentridae.
CCAUCGGGCGGACUUGAGCGCACAGGCAGCAGGCUGAGGGAAAAGCGACUCCUUGAAAGGCUCCUCGACGCGCAAUUAUGGUUUGGUGAAUUCGACCUGGAGCUGGAGGAUUUUUGCGUCGCCAGGUGACCAAAUUUGGUACAAUUACUUGGAGCUGUUGUUUUUCUCACAAGCACAAAGAGAAAACAAAAGCCAGCUAAUCCGAGCACUACUCAGAGGGAAGCAAACUCCUGCACAAGCAUGGCAGACCACAAAGACAACAUAGAUGACUUCAAAGUCCAGACGGCGAAGCAUCCCAACAUGAGCUCGGCCCCUUUACGGCCGCAUAGCGACACACAGUCCAAAGACCGGACCUCCAAAAGGCUUUCAACCGAGUCAAACGGGACCAGCGACGGAGGUGUGGGCUCGUCCACGCCGGUGGAGGUGACCGCCUUGGAGGAGUCGUUUCGACGCUUCGCCAUCCACGGUGACACUCGCGCCACUGGCAAGGACAUGCACGGCAAGAACUGGUCCAAACUGUGCAAGGACUGUGGCGUGAUCGACGGCAAGAACAUCACCCUCACUGACGUGGACAUCGUCUUCAGCAAAGUCAAGAAGAAAUCCUGCCGCACCAUCACUUUUGACGAGUUCAAGAUGGCGCUGGGGGAGCUGGCCAGGAAGAAGUAUAAAGAGAAGAGCGGAGAGGAGGCCGAGGCCGAGGUCUUCAAGCUGAUCGAGGGGAAGGCGCCGAUCAUCGCGGGAGUCACAAGAGCCGUGGCUUCCCCGACAGUGAGCCGUCUCACGGACACCACCAAGUUUACAGGAUCGCACAAGGAGCGUUUCGACGACACCGGCCGCGGGAAGGGUAAGGCGGGCCGAGUAGACGUAGUUGACACUUCAGGAUACGUCUCGGGAUACAAACAUCAAGGGUCCUACGAGAAGAAAGUGAACAAACCCACCGCGGGCAGACCCAUGUGAGGCGCGUAGGUCAGGAGAUAAACAUUUGACUUAGGAUGAUUUUCUAUUUAAAAAAAGAAGAAAAAAAAAAGAGUACUCCUAGAAAGCACAAAAGAAUAGGAUUUCAUAUAUUUUUCCCACCCAUCUAUUUUGUGUGUAUGUGAGAGAGAGAUGUUUUUGAGUUCCUCUCUUUGUGAAGUGUGAGAACUGGAAAACUGUUUACAUCUAUUUUUACAAAGUUCAUCACCAGCUGGUACAUUCCCGUCUGAUAGCGAUUUACUGCCAAACACUGAGGAGAACAAACGAGAGAAACCGCUCCGCUAUGAAUAUUGAAGCUUUGUUGUUACGAUAGGGCCUUACAAUAAAUAUAGAGCACAAUGAACACAAUGCCAAGAAAAACAAAAGUGGGACAACAGGACGAUGAAUUCUCAAUAUUGCACUUUUUAAUGGAAAUUCCCACAUAAAGCCGUAUUUUAAAUUUGUUUUGCAGUUUCAAAGAUAAUUGGCACACAUUUUGACAUAUAAUGAUAUCAUUGAUGUUUAUUUCCUUUGAAAACUUACAUUGUGGACUCCACCUUCAGUGUUAAUUGUUUGUCUGCCAUCUGCUCUUGUCAACUGUUGAGUCUUUAUAAAAUCUGCUGUUUGUCUUUUUAAUUAAUUUAUAAGCUCACACUGUCAUUUGAAUAAUUUGCCUUCAGCUCAGACCAAUAAAACACACUAAGGUUUUUUUUGUCAAAUCUGUUCAAAAGUAGUUUUUGACUCGUGUCAUAUCUUUUUGCUUUUGUGAAUAUUUAAAACAUUUAAAGCAAAAGUCCUCCUGUGCAAAUCUCAAUGGAUCUGAUCAUAACUCUUAAGCAAAAUCUAUUUUCUCUUAAACUAUCAUUUCCCAGAGUCUAAUUUUACACAGUCCAUUUUCCUAACAUGCAUUUUGAGCACUAAAUUGGUGAAUUAAGCUGAAAUCAGAAGCUCUAACCACAGUAGAUGAGCUCAGUUGUACAAGAUUGUAUUUUUAACAUUUUAUUGUUUCGUCAUCAGAUUUAUAUACAGUAGUUCUAAUAUAUUUGUGGUAAGAUUGUGUAUAUUCUAAAAAGUUUCAGCCACAUGGCUCAAUUUAAGACACUGGCUUCAUGUUUUUAUUUUUUUCUGUAUUGCUGUACUUUGUGCAUGUUGUAUAUAUUGCAUUUGAUUCAGAAGCAUAUAGAAGACAGUAGGAGUUUGUCAUUAUCUUUUAUCGGAACUGCCGUGCCUGCUGUGAGGACAGACUACUGGACAGACAUCAAUAUUUGUCCCCUAAAAAACAUUAAGUGAUGAAAUUGUGGGAUCAUGACGAAAUCUUGUAUUGCUUGAAAUCAAUAUGUAUCAACUUGUACGUGUACAAAGUCAGCUUUCCUCUAAUGCUGUUAAUAUUUGUCUGUUGAUGAAGAUUUAGAGUACUUCUUUCGUGUGGUACUGUCAUCCAAGGCACAAAUUUAACAAAAAAAAAAAAAAAAUCCAGGGUUUUAAUGUUUCCUUAUAUACGCUAUCGGAUAAAGGGAAAAUUGCAAACAAGUAAUAUACUUUUGUAGAAUAUUUUUCCAAAAAUAAUGACAGUUUGAUGUCACUACUACUACCUGUAGCCUCAGCUGAUGAAGAAUCAUGCAUCAAGUGCAAAACUAGCAGCUAUCAGUGUGUUAGUUUUCGUCCGCUGCAGUAGCUUUUGAUCUGUUUUCUGUGCUUAAUGCCAAAUACUGUGCACCUUUAAUGUGGAAGAACAAUACUGUCUUUUUUUCAAAUAACUCUUAAUGUACUAUUGUGCCCCAGUGCAUGCAGUGUGCUAUUUCUUUUUUUGUUCUUUAGGUCUCUUAAAAGUGUGUUCAUGAUUUGUAGUGCAUUAUUGAAAAUAAAAUAAAAAAAAUCUCUAGAAACUCCACUGAGGAGGUUCUGGGUUAUCUGUCAAAACA